Messenger RNA from Exophiala bonariae, 2907 nucleotides. RefSeq lists its product as uncharacterized. The transcript is spliced from 2 exons. Gene Ontology annotation, biological process: proton transmembrane transport. Gene Ontology annotation, cellular component: membrane. The coding region runs from base 1 to 2907 and encodes 968 amino acids. The record is from RefSeq and is a predicted model, not a curated record. Gene Ontology annotation, molecular function: antiporter activity. NCBI's taxonomy places the organism in Eukaryota, Fungi, Ascomycota, Eurotiomycetes, Chaetothyriales, Herpotrichiellaceae.
AUGGCGACGGCAACCAUCACCGAGUUCGUAACCCGGACCGUCAAUGCCACCGCCGCAACCGCCACCACUUCCAACAGAGCAACCCCCCAGGGCGGCAUCUUCGAACAUGUCAACCCGACGCACUACGACACCAAAAACCCCAUCACCCUCUUCAUCAUCCAAGCCAGCCUGGUCAUCAUCCUGACACGGCUGAUCCACUGGCCGCUCGCUCUGGUCCGCCAACCCCGAGUCAUCGCGGAGGUCAUCACGGGCAUCGUGCUCGGUCCGUCGAUCAUGGGCAGGAUAGAUGGCUUUUCGACAACGAUUUUCCCGACGGCGUCGAUGCCCGCGUUCUCGCUGGCCGCCAAUCUAGGGCUCGUCUUGUUCUUGUUCCUGGUUGGCUUGGAGGUCGAUAUUCGCUUCCUGGUCAGUAAUUGGCGCAUCGCCCUCAGUGUCGGGGCGCUCGGGAUGGCCAUUCCUUUUGGCUUGGGUGCCGGCAUUGCUUAUGGCCUGUACCACGAAUUCCGUGACGACCCCGGUCUAGCCCCCAUCAGUUUUGGUGUCUACUUGCUGUUCAUUGGUGUGGCGAUGGCCAUCACGGCCUUCCCGGUUCUGUGCCGUAUUCUGACCUCGCUCAAACUGCUCGGCACGCCCGUGGGAGUCAUUGUACUGUCAGCCGGCGUUGGAAACGACGUCGUGGGCUGGAUUCUCCUGGCCCUGUGCGUUGCCCUGGUGAACUCUGGCGCAGGCCUCACCGCAUUAUACAUCCUCUUGGUCGCGGUCGGCUAUAGUCUUCUGGUGGCAUAUCCCAUUCGCUGGGCGUUUAUCUAUAUGCUUCGUCGAACAGGUAGCUUGGCCAACGGACCGACGCAAUCCGUCGUUGCAAUUACCGUUAUGCUCGUACUGGCUUCGUCUUUUUUCACUCAAGUUAUCGGAAUACACGCCAUCUUCGGAGCUUUCAUGAUUGGUCUCAUUUGUCCGCAUGAGGGCGGUUUUGCCAUCAAACUGACCGAAAAGAUUGAAGAUUUGAUCUCUGUUUUAUUUUUGCCGCUAUAUUUCGCUCUCUCUGGAUUAAACACCAAUCUGGGUUUACUUAACAGUGGAAUCACAUGGGCUUAUGUUGUUGGUGUUUGUGCCAUUGCUUUUAUUGGCAAGAUCGCAGGUGGUACCCUGGCAUCCCGCUUGAAUGGGUUGGUCUGGCGCGAAUCCCUCACGAUUGGAUGCCUCAUGUCCUGCAAAGGUCUUGUGGAACUUAUCGUGCUCAACAUUGGGUUACAAGCCCGUAUCCUCAGUACAAGGACAUUCACGAUAUUUGUCGUCAUGGCAUUGAUUACGACAUUUGCCACCACUCCUCUAGUUGUAUGGCUGUAUCCUCCAUGGUACCAGCAAAAGCUCGAGCUGUGGAAGCAGGGCAAGAUCGACUGGGACGGAAACCGACUUCAUCAUGAUGAUGAAGAGGAUGAGAACUCCAACUUCAGCGAGCAGAACGCCCUCAAGAAGACCGACGUGGCGCGGAAAGUCCUGGUCUACCUACGGCUUGAUGGCUUGCCUUCGCUUUUCACCAUGGUGUCCCUGUUCGCUCGAAAACGCGAAGAUCUAGACACGCUUUCGCCCCCGAGCUCACCGGCGGCUACGCGAGAGGGAGCAACGUUCGAGGGCGUCAUGUCGCAACCACAGGCAAUGAGUUCUGUAGUCACCCUCCGCCGGCCGCUGCAAGUCCAUGGUUUACGCCUGAUGGAACUGACAGAGCGAGAAUCGUCAGUGAUGAGAGUGAGCGAGAUUGAGGAAUUCGCGUCGCGCGACCCGGUGAUCAAAGCAUUCGGCACAUUUGGCCAGUCUCGAGACAUCGCGGUUGGAGGCCAAAUCGCUGUUGUGCCCGACCACUCUUUCUCCGGUACCUUGCUCACCCGCGCGCGAGAUCUACGAAGCGACCUGAUCCUCCUCCCGUGGUCGGAAACCGGCACGAUGAGCGAACACCCGAAUCUCUUCGACGCGAAGCCCACGAACCCACUCGCAAACUCGGCUUUCUCCUCCCUCGCUGCCGAAGUCUUCCGCAAAGCCCACGACAACUGCAGCGUAGGCGUGUUCAUUGACAAAACGGCCCUCACAGCCGGAGAUCCUCCCUCCACAAGCAGUCCCGUCGAGACACGGACUGGCAAACCCCUAGCCCGUACAGUAACAGGCAUGAGCGUCGUCGAGCAGACCAACCCAACCGUACAUUUCAAACUGUCAGACUCAGGCCGCUACCGCCUGUUCGUGCUAUACAACGGGUCGGAAGACGACCUGUACGCCGUGAAACUUGGGCUGCAAUUCGUGCGCAACGACGCCGUCGACCUCAUCAUCCUAAACAUCCGCCCCUCCAACUCGACCAAUGACCACGACCACGACGCCGACGAAACCGACGCCGAACUCAAACCCUCGCGCCGUGGCCCAAACACGCGCCCAGGAGACUUCGAAUUCGAAACGCUCCGCCCUCUGCCCACCUCCCUCAACGCGCGCGUCACCUUCAUCGACCUGGACAUCUCAGCGCUCGACGCCAUCACCGCGGCGAUCGCCGAGCCAUCCGCGGCCGAGACGAUCGUGCUGGUGGGGCGCAGCAUUUCCGCGUCGUCCUCAUCGUCGUCCACGCCGGGGUUCACAUCGCUCGCGAACUCCGGCAUCAUCCUGGGCGGUGGUGGAAGUAGUUCUGCCGCGCUGGACACGCGCGUGCUGGGUCCGUUGGCAACGCAUCUGGUCCGGGCGGUCAGGGAGAAGGCGCUCGCGACGGCGUUGUUGGUCGUGCAGGGCCGCAGGGUCGAUGAUGAGGUUGUGGGCGGGGUGGGCCCGGGGGCCAAUGUCAAUGUUGGUGUCAAUGUUGCAGCGGGGUUGCAAGGCGCCAAGGAGGUUAAGGGCCUGGUGAGGAAGGCGAGUCAGUUGAGCGAUGAUUGA